AUGCCGCCCAAGAAGAAGGCGCGAAGCAGCGUCUCAGCUGUCGCGACGCCGACGCCAGCUCGCGACGACGAUGCCAUGGAUGUCGACACCCCGACGGCCGACACCCCAACAGCUGCUGCGCCGAUUGUCAAACCCUCCGCAGACGAAUGGCCAAAUAAUCAUUGGACUGACGACCAGUUGUCAUCACUUUUCAAGGGCGUCAUCAGAUGGAAGCCGGCGGGUAUGCACAAACAUUUCAGAAUGAUUGCCAUCAGCGAGCACCUCCGGAAUCACGGUAUCGGUCCAGAAGUAUGUCCACACACGCGCAUCCCCCAUAUCUGGCAGAAACUUCGCACCUUGUAUGAUCUUCCGACUAUAGACCAGCGCGAGGAUUACUUCGAUGCCCAGGAUGACGAAAACUACGAUAAACGGUUCAAAGAAUUUACUCUACCCCCUGGCGAGUUCUACGAUAUGCAAUUGGAGCGCCUCCUGGCAGACCCAAGCGAAGCCCCUACAUCUCCCGGAGCGUUGGAGCUUACGCCACCGCCGCCAUCCCCUGGCGGUAGCAAUGCUGGGACCAGCAGAAGGAGAAAGCGCGCUUCCACUGUCACCAAGACUCGCGCCAGCACUGUUGAGGACACGGAGGAUGGCGGUACGGACGUCGCAUCGCCACCGCCAAAGUCUGCCAGGGUAGCCAGAAGCCAGAAGCGGGCUGCUGGCAAGGCCAAGGCGGCAGAGAAAGCGGAAAAGGCUGAGAAGCCUGAGAAGGCUGAAAAAGUCGAAAAAGCUGAAAAGGUGGAGAAAGCUGGCAAGAACUCAAAGGCUCAGUCUACUAAAUCUUCCUCUUCCUCCUCCUCCGAAGACGAUGAGGAGAACGAAGAGGAGGACGAGGAAGACGAGGAGGAGCAAGAGGACGAAGAUAAUGAGGAGGGAGAAGAGGAAGAAGAGGACGAGGAAGAAGGCAGCGACAGCGGAAGUGGCUCCGACGAGGAAGAAGAUGAGGAAGAGAGCGCUGAGGAGAGCGGUGCACCAGUAUCAAGGACCCGAGGAGCUGCUCGUGGUCGUGGAAGAGGCAGGGGACGGGGCAGAGGAAGGUCGCGGGGGCGGUGA
Colletotrichum gloeosporioides is the source of this 1089-nucleotide messenger RNA. RefSeq names its product Chromatin modification-related protein EAF7. The coding region runs from base 1 to 1089 and encodes 362 amino acids. The transcript has 2 exons. Gene Ontology annotation, cellular component: NuA4 histone acetyltransferase complex; nucleus. The record is from RefSeq and is a predicted model, not a curated record. Gene Ontology annotation, biological process: regulation of transcription by RNA polymerase II. Lineage: Eukaryota; Fungi; Ascomycota; Sordariomycetes; Glomerellales; Glomerellaceae.